Molecule: messenger RNA, 1557 nt
Organism: Penicillium brevicompactum
Lineage: Eukaryota; Fungi; Ascomycota; Eurotiomycetes; Eurotiales; Aspergillaceae
Gene: ergS
Product: protein ergS
Exons: 1
Coding region: 1-1557 (518 amino acids)
Biological process (GO): phospholipid homeostasis
Molecular function (GO): aminoacyltransferase activity
Source: RefSeq, a predicted model, not a curated record
AUGGAUACUGAUACCAGACCUCGUGAAACGGUACCGACGCCAAAGUCCCGUCGUACGCGAAAACGUGAUGCCAUUGAUCUGGGAAAACCGAAGAAACGGUGGUUCUUGGAAGAGAUUGGUGACGGCUUGAUCGAACAGCUCUGCACCAACACAAUAUACGGUGACCACAUGGAUGAUCAUAGCUCAUGUUUUUCCGUCCUCGAUCACUUGCGCAGUAAUGGGAAACCAGGGACUGUCUCUUCGGGCAGCUCAUCAGGUUACAGCUCCCAGGCACGACCCGGAUCAUUUUCCACCCCCACAACGAGUCUUGAUAGCCACGAUCCUUUGAGAUACACUACCUCACAGGCCCCGACAGAAGUCGGAAUCCCACUUCCAAAACCAGAAUCCAUAUCAAAAGAUGACAGAGAUCAAGCAGAUGUCUUCAGCCUAGAUGACUUUGUGACGAUGGCAGCCAUCGAGCGCCUCGCCGCAAACUACGGCCGCGUAGCCCACAUGGGCAUCCUCGACCGAAGCUACAGGUUCUUCGUGAACAAAUCUCGCACAGCAGCCCUCUCAUUCAAGAUCCAGAACUGCGUCGCCGUCAUCGGUGGCGAUCCCCUCUGCCAUCCAUCCGCAAUCCCCGAGCUCCUCUCCGAAUUCACAACCUACCGCAAACGCCAUCACUGGGGCAUAGCCUUCAUGGGCACCAGCGAGACCUUCCUAAAAGAACACGCCCAACCCAACAACUGGACAACCAUUCGCUUCGCCACAGAACGAGUCCUAAACCCACAAACCAACGAAGUCCUCCUCGAAACCAGCGGGAAACGCAUAACAACACAAAACCGCCAACUCCUCAACAAAUCAAAAGCCGGCCUCACAUUGCACGUCUACGCUCCCGCCGUCCACGGCACCGACCACCAUCUCCAAUCAACGCUGAUCUCCAUUUACGAUACCUGGCGCGCUCAUCGAAACGAAACCGCAUCCCCCCAAGCAUUCAUAACAGUAUACGACCCAUUCGCUCUCCCGUCGCUAAUGACCUUCAUCUACACGCGCGACAGCCAAGGUACCGUGAAUGGCUUCGCGGCGCUCCGCAGUCUCGGCUCGGAUGGAUAUCAUGUCGAUCCAUGCAUUGCAGCACCGGGAUCAAAUAAGGGAAUCAGUGACCUGCUCCUCAUCGCUGCCAUGGCAUUGCUGAACAAAGCAGGCGUUUCAUACUUGGGAUUUGGGUUUGAGCCGCUGCAUGCGCUUUCACGGGAUGAUGUCGUUGGCAUGCCUGCGCCGCUUCGCGCUUUCACGCGUGAGCUGUAUGGACAUGCAUUUCAGCGCUUGCCGAUUGGUGGAAAGAAGGCUUAUCAUGAUAAGUUUCGACCUGAUCCGAAGUUGGAUAGGGGGCUUUAUCUGGUUUUCCCUUCUGGGGUUCCGGGGCCUAGGGUUUUGAUGGCCAUGACUCAUAUGGCGAAUAUCAGUUUGAGGACGAUCUUCUGGGCGGAUGUGAGGGGCUGGGUGAAGAAGAAGGAGGGGAUUGCGGGUAAGGGCUCUGAGUCUCAGGUUGACACUGUGGUCACUGAGAAGCAAUGA